Messenger RNA from Erpetoichthys calabaricus (reedfish), 3052 nucleotides. RefSeq names its product transmembrane protein 121B (gene tmem121b). The record is from RefSeq and is a predicted model, not a curated record. The coding region runs from base 156 to 1337 and encodes 393 amino acids. Lineage: Eukaryota; Metazoa; Chordata; Cladistia; Polypteriformes; Polypteridae. The transcript has a single exon.
GUAAAAUGCACCCCAGAAUCGUUGUUCUGAAAACAACGCAGGCAGUCCGCUCCCGUUGAAGUCCACUCCAGUGUUUAGUUCCGAUGUUCCUCCCCCUUGAACAACCGCAUCUUCUGUGCAGAACUGGAUGGUAACAGGGAGAAAGCAUUUGGAUCAUGAUCGCAGCAUUCGGAAAUGAAAAUCCCGAGACGUGCUUCUCCUCGCUGAAAACGGUGAUCAGUCCUGAGGCACCCGUCUCGCCUCCGGAAAACGAACCCCUCUUUAUUCGGAACACCUCGUUCAGACGAAAGUCGCAGAGUUCCAGUGGUACUGGUAACCCGGAGGAGAGCAUCACCAGACCUCUAGUCCCCGGCGCUUGUGCCGCAGCUGCCUACAUCAUGACAUCGGGCGAGUUCCUGCAAGGUUCACCGCUGUACCUACGCAGCUCCAAAAGGAACUUGUUCUACAAGGUGCUGUGCUUUGCAAUUCUCGUCUUCCAAGGAGGCGUCCUGGAUUUUUACCUGAUCGUCUUCACUGAUCUGUAUUGGUGCUCCUGGAUAGCCACUGACCUGGUGGUCAUGACGGGCUGGGGGAUCUUUUUCUUGAAAAACGCGAGGAGCAAGCGAGAGCGAGCUUGCAACCUACAGCCCCCAAAGAGCGCGCUUCAUCACGGCGACUUCACCUUUGCAUACCUGGCCUGGCUCAUCUAUGUGAUUGCUUGUACUCCCAAGGUGGUGCUCAUUUUAGAAACGUCCAUCCUGGAUCUCAUUGAACUCAAGGUGCCCCUGGGCAUCACUGGCUUCAGGAUUAUAAUGAUGCUCUCUGUGCCGCUGCUCUACUGCCUGAUUAAUUCGAUAACCGAGGAUCAGACUGGGGUGACGCGUUUCCAGUCACAAUAUUAUUAUAUCGGCACUUGCCUAGACCUUCUGGACAGCUUCACUCUGAUCGAGAUGCUGCUCAUGAGUGAGAUCCCAACACUCUACCUCAAGUACACGGUCAUUGCCGUCUAUUUCUGGGUUCUAAGUCUCCCAGUUCUUUGGCUGUAUGAACUGAACUCCUCGCAAAUGGGGUGCAGGUGGAUCUGGGCAAGGUUUCUUUCGGGCGUCUUAGUUAACGUUCCCCUGUUGGUUGUCAGGUGCUUCCUGGUUUAUGUGUAUCAGCUUCCGGCAUCGGUCUUUAUGUUCAAAAACAUGUUCUUCUUAGGUUGCAAAUGCCUGGAGCUGAUGGAGCAGUGCCUCACCCUGAAAGGGGCCAGGAGGUAUUCUAGCACCCCGGUGCCUUUCACGCAUUGCAUCUCCGAAAAUGAUAUGUGUCCUCAUGGGUAUGUGAAUACGCUGGCAGUGACCACUCAGAAUUAGGUUGAAGGAAUGGUGUUUGGGUGGCAGUGCUUGCUUGGAUCCAUCUCAUGGCCUCCUGCAGUUACGGAACAGUUUUUCUACAGUUCAAUCAUUCUACAGGUGCUAUUUUCCAAUAUCACCCAAUCUUCAAUAAAACAGAUAUGGAGACAGUGAGUGGUAAAGGCAUAAGAACGUUGUCAUGAUGGUAAAGUUUAAACCUGAGUCUAUUUGUACCAUUAACAUAUACUUGCUCCCUAUUUUUUAACUUAAAAGUAUUUAUUAUUAAUUGCACUUUAGCCAGCUUUCAAAAUGUUUGCUCAAAUGUGAAUUGCUAUUUCAACAAAAUAAGGUAAAACUGAAACUAUAGUUAUUAGUUUAUUUCCAAUGUAAAUAUUAAUAAACCGUGUGGCAGUAUGCCAUGAUAUACUGGUUAUGAACAGAGUUAAAAAAGAAUACAGAGUAAAAAAAAUCCAUAAUCCAUAAAGGAUGUGCACACUUGAGAUCAAUGGCUUUAAUUAAUUACUCUUUAAGAAUAGGGUCAACCUUUUUUAUGGCUCUCAUACAUUCAUCCUAUAUAGAGAUCCUGCAGUUUUUCCUAAACUUUUUUUUUUAUUUUAAAUUUUUUUUGGCAUAUUCAGGCAUUACUCAUUUUAAAUAAUUCCAUAAACCCAUGAAAAGGGGUUAAAAAACCAAAGGGUAUAAAUGAUUCAAUUUUCAGAAUGUGCUGCUUUUUCUUUCUUUUGGUUUUCCAAAUAUUCUACAAUUCACUGGCUUAUUCCAAUGUGAAUGACUUUCAUUGUUUCAUUAUUGGUUCUUUGCAUGUAGUUCUGAUUUGCAUAAUUUUUGUUUUGAAAUGAAAAUGGCAUAAAUGUGUAUCAGCGUAAUUUAUAGAUUCAGACACAGUACACCUUUCAGUACUACUGUAUAAAUAAAAUAUUUUACCAGCUUGGAACACCUUUCAGCUUAAUAACAAUUAUGUCUGUGCACAGUUUUCGCAUGUUUUGCCAGUUCCAAAUCCCUCCAGUAGGCAGUUAACUUCUUUGUAUUGUAAAUAGCAAAUGUACUGUACCUUGUAUUUUCCUUGAAAAAUAUCCCUAGCUGUAUUAGUAGUUGUACUUGUUAUAGUAAAACAGUGAGAACAGCAGUAACCCUAAAUGUUCUUUUUUGGUUGAUUGUUUUGGUUACUUAUUAUAGUGGUAUUUUUGAAAUAUAUCUUAUUCUUUUGUAUUCUUUAUAUGUUUCACAACGCACUGUAGGGAUCUUUAUUUGAAGAUUCCCAUCUAAGCUAAAUAACAGUUGGUAGCCAUUGCUCCUGAGCCAAGGGUAUAAACAACUUUUGAAAACUUUUUAUUGGUGAAAACGUUAGCAGUCACUGCCUUUUUUCCUGUGAAUUUUUAUAUCAUUUAAUGAGCCAUAAAUCAAUGAAAUUUAGUUACAUAUACAACAGAACAUUCUUAGGAUACUGGAAAUAAGGGCUAGAGGGUACAAUGACAUACUUUUAAUGUAACUCUUCCAAGUACAGUAGUUUACAAUCGACUGUCAGAAUGCCGAUUUUCCCUAGGUUUUAAUGUGAGCUCAGUCUGUAAAAUGUGAACCUUCUGUUAGUGCCCUAGCCAGAAAUAUUUGUAUGCAAAGAAUGUUGCGUGAUCUACCUGUAUUUCAAGUGCAGUUUAAAUUGGUUGUUAUCUCCUGGAGGUGUGCCUUCAGAAAAUAAGUGAUUGUUUCUUUCUAAAUGU